AUGGCAAAGAAGUAUAAUUUCGAGGAAUGUUUGGAAGCAGUGGAUAAUAAUAAAGCUGUCGAUCCUUGCAGUUCACAGUGGAUACUAUUGUGGAUGUUUGGUGCCUAUAUUGACGAAACCCCUACUGAACAACAGAAAAAAAGUUUGGAAGUUUUUUAUAAAUCAAUUCCUGACCUAUGUACAAAUAAAUGUUAUACACAAUUUUUAUCUAAUUUCCCUCCAAAAGUGGAUAAUAGAAGGAUGCUAAUGGGAUGGUUACAAAUGGCAGAAAAUUCCUGUAGAGUACAAAACGGCCUCAAACCCAAACCUUUCAAGUUCAUUAAUAGAAUUAUAAAUAGUUAUUAUAAAUAA
Molecule: messenger RNA, 351 nt
Organism: Theileria annulata
Lineage: Eukaryota; Apicomplexa; Aconoidasida; Piroplasmida; Theileriidae
Exons: 3
Coding region: 1-351 (116 amino acids)
Molecular function (GO): thiol oxidase activity
Source: RefSeq, a predicted model, not a curated record